Saccostrea echinata is the source of this 942-nucleotide messenger RNA. RefSeq names its product protein lin-41-like. The transcript has 2 exons. The coding region runs from base 1 to 942 and encodes 313 amino acids. The record is from RefSeq and is a predicted model, not a curated record. Lineage: Eukaryota; Metazoa; Mollusca; Bivalvia; Ostreida; Ostreidae. Gene Ontology annotation, biological process: protein polyubiquitination; proteasome-mediated ubiquitin-dependent protein catabolic process. Gene Ontology annotation, molecular function: ubiquitin protein ligase activity; protein binding.
AUGUCUAACGAACCGAAUCUCAUCGACACAAUAAAAACUGGGUACACUGGUCUACGCUGUAUUAUCUGUGUCAAUGACGAAAAAUUAUGGACACGAGGGGAGAAAAGCAUAAUGAAACUUUAUAAUAUUCAUGGGAUUCUUCUGAAAUCAAUUGCAACCAAGUCUGGAGAGAGACCACAUGACAUAACAUUGACAGGGAAUGGAGAUCUACUUUAUACUGACGCCGAAACAAAGACUGUGAACAGAGUGAAGAACAAAGAAACAGAAGAAGUAAUCACGUUAAAAGAGUGGAAACCUUACUAUAUCUGCAGUACCUUUGCUGGUGAUCUCCUGGUCACCAUGUUUAGUGAUGACGAAACUCAGUCUAAAGUGGUACGUUACAAAGACUUUGAAGAGAGUCAGACUAUUCAGUUUGAUGGGGAAGGUAAACCUCUGUUAUCAGCCGAUUAUCUCAAAUAUAUCACUGAGAACAGAAAUGGAGAUAUAUGUGUAGCAGACUUUGGUGGAAGUGUUGUAGUCGUUGUAGACCAGGAUGGAAUCCUACGAUUCAGAUAUACUGGUCAUCCCUCUACCACUAAGGGACCUUUUAAUCCAUAUGGCAUCACUACGGACAGCCACAAUCAGAUACUGGUUGCAGACUUGUAUAACAACUGUGUCCACAUUCUAGAUCAGGAUGGACAAUUCCUCCGCUAUAUUGAUACAUGUGAUCUAGAAAAACCAUGGGGUUUAUGUGUAGAUACCAAAGACAACCUCUUUGUGGCAGAGUGUGAAGGUGUUUUUGACCAGGACGAACCUACUGGUCCACAGACUGAUACAAAGGGACCAUUUUAUCCAUUUGACAUCAUUGCAGGCAGCCAGUGUCAGAUACUGAUUGCAGAUGUGUAUAACAACUGUGUCUACAUACUAAAUCAAGAUGGACAUUUCCUCCGCUACCAUUUAUAA